AUGGCCUCUCUGAUGCAGUCGACGACGCAUGGUUUUCUGGCCCCCGCUUGUUAUAAUCUUCCUCAACCGACCACAUACCGACUCUCGUUUCACGCUGCCAUUGUCGACGAAGUAACGGAACAAAUGAAAGUAGCCAUGAAAGCCAAAGACACGGUCAAGCUGGGCACCAUUCGACUUGUUAGAUCUGCAUUUGCGAAUGCGGCCAUCGGCUUGAAAGUCGAUGCUCUAUCGGAUGAUCAAGCCGUUGAUGUGUUGAGAAAAAUGGCCAAGAUGAGAGCGGAAUCAAUCGACAUGUACAACAAGGGGGGUGCUACGGACCGGGCCGAGGCUGAACAGGCUGAGUUGGAUGUUUUAAAUCAAUGGUUGCCCUCCUUGGCUGAUGAAGACCAGACUAGAGAGUGGGUCCUGGAAGCCAUUGAGCAAGCCGGAGACAAUUCCAAUAUUGGUAAAGUGAUGGGAGCCUUGAUGAAAGCGCACAAGGGAGAAGUGGAUGGGUCUUUGGCACAAAAAGUGGUCAAGGAAGAGGUGGCAAAGCUAUAA
This is a messenger RNA of Seminavis robusta, 540 nucleotides long. Lineage: Eukaryota; Bacillariophyta; Bacillariophyceae; Naviculales; Naviculaceae. The record is from the annotation of a GenBank genome assembly.